Messenger RNA from Myripristis murdjan (pinecone soldierfish), 3805 nucleotides. It is a transcript of the gene rapgef5b, whose product is annotated as Rap guanine nucleotide exchange factor (GEF) 5b. Gene Ontology annotation, biological process: Ras protein signal transduction. Gene Ontology annotation, molecular function: guanyl-nucleotide exchange factor activity. NCBI's taxonomy places the organism in Eukaryota, Metazoa, Chordata, Actinopteri, Holocentriformes, Holocentridae. The coding region runs from base 231 to 2102 and encodes 623 amino acids. The transcript is spliced from 18 exons. The record is from RefSeq and is a predicted model, not a curated record. Gene Ontology annotation, cellular component: plasma membrane.
UGAUGUGCUUCCUUGCUACAGAGCCAGACUGAGGCAUACAGCAACUGGGAUUUACUUUGGCUGCAGUGAGAGAGGAGGCAGUAACUCACCUGCACACAUAUGCGCUAUAGAUACGCUCCUUUCUGAGCUGCUCGCCCCCCACACUCAUUUGUAAGGGCAGUGAAGAAAACUCACAGGCAGGAAUCCUGGUGUUUUGCCUGGUUGACAGCCCUGCAGGUGGCGAGCCGGUGAUGUCGUGGGACUGUGGCCUGAGGUACAUGUUCUCUGUGUCCCCUACGCUGCAGCAGGGGGGUGUAUGUGUCCUGCAUGACAAGGAGGACCUAUCCAGACUGGAGAUGGUCCAGAGACUGGCCAAGGACGGCUGCCGCUUCCUUCAGAACCACAGCAAGGGCCCAGAGAGGACAAGCGAGCUCCAGAGUGACGAGGCUGUCCGUGUGUGUCUGAGGGAGAGGGGCCACGAUGUGCUCGUUCUCCAGAGAAUGUCGUCAGAGCAGCCAGCCCCCUCUGCAUGGGCGAGGGGAGGGGGGAGAGCGGAGGAGAAACACAGGAGGUACAUGGUGGUGUCGGGGACCCCAGAGAAGAUCCUGGAGCACCUGCUGAACAACCUGAUGCUGGACGAUGAACAGGGGACAACACAGGGCAAGGAGACAGAUACACUUCUGGAUGACUUUCUGCUGACCUACCCAGUGUUCAUGUCAACCAGUGAUUUAUGUCAAGCUCUGCUGGGACACUAUUGCACCAAGCGAUACAGAGGGAAAGAGGACAGGAAAGAGGCUCUAGACAGGAAGAGAAAAGUCCUGCACCUGGUGUCACAGUGGAUUGUUCUCUGCAGAGACUUCCUGAGGGACGACGAGCAUGUCAAACUGUUUAUGAAGACCCUGUAUCGUUACGUGUUGGAUGACCUUUAUGAGCACCCAACCCUGGAGAAGGAUCUGAGAGAUCUACAGAAACUCCGACAGCUGCAUCGCAGACAUACGGUGGAUGAAUAUUCUCCUCAAAGAAAGAGCAAAGCACUUUUCCACCAAUUGAGCCUGAAGGAGAACGGGCUCCAGUCUAGAGGUACACAGAGGGAGACCAAGGAAGUGUUGUGUCAUGUGUACAUGACAAUGGACUCUUACCUGAGCGUGCGGGCCCAGGCUGGGGUGGUGGCCCAGGAGAUGCUGCAGGCAGUGGCAGAGAGGAUGGAUGUCCCCCAGGAGGAACUGGUACUGGUGGCCAUCACUUACCCUGGAGGUAGGCUCCUCCUCCAGCCUCAGGACAGAGUCUACUCUGAUUCUUUAAGGGCGGUGGGGAGGCUGCACGUAUGCAGAAAAGACCUUGGUGAAGUGCUGAACCCAUUCACAGAUAACUCAGAGCUACAACAGAGGACAGCCCGCAUGCUCAGUAUGAACACAUGGGAUGUAGCUGUUGCCCUCACCAACUUUGACUGGGCCAUCUUUGCCUCAAUACACGAGCAAGAACUUGUGUAUUUCACCUUCAGCCGCCAUGCCAGCAGCAGCCACACUGUGGCACUAGAGCUGCUGCUACAGCGCUGCAAUGAAGUCCAGCUGUGGGUGAUGACUGAGGUGCUACUGUGUCCUCUGCUCUGCAAGAGGGUCCAACUCAUCAAGAAGUUCAUCAAGAUCGCUGCCCACUGUAAAGCACAGAGGAACCUCAACUGCUUCUUUGCCAUUAUAAUGGGACUGAACACUGCAGCUGUUAGCCGCCUCAGUCAGACAUGGGAGAAGAUUCCUGGGAAAUUCAAAAAGCUGUUUUCAGAACUGGAGACAAUGACAGAUCCUUCUCUCAACCACAAGGCCUACAGGGAGUCCUUCAAGAAGAUGAAGGAGCCAAAGAUCCCCUUUCUUCCUCUGCUACUUAAAGAUAUCACAUUCAUCCACGAAGGCAACAAAACAUUUCAUGACAACCUGGUCAAUUUUGAAAAACUGCACAUGAUUGCAGACACAGUGCGGCUCAUCCGACAAUGUCAGAAUGACCACAUGGGAAAUGGCAUUUCCCAAAAGAGCAACUCAGAAGCUCAAGCCUACAUUGAUUACCUUCAUAUCAUCGACAAUCAGCAGACUCUAUUUGAACUGUCACACAGGCUGGAGCCUCGUGCAUAAAGAAAAACUCUUCCUGUACUUCCCACUCUGUCAGCUGGUCAGUCAGAUCGCCAAGGAACAAUCUACGGCUGUCCCAUAAAUCUCUCAGGACUCAAGUCAGCAUUUAAAAGCACGCUGCUUGACCGUGGCCAACCACAAGAGGGAGCCAGUCAACCAGGAAAACAUGACCAGAGACAAUAACAACAGGCUGUUGACAUUGGAUCUUAGGUUAGCUGUACAAAUGCUUGCAUAGAUUCACUUGUAAAAAAGAUGCAUACAAACACAAUAUGGAAUCAAUCUUUUUCCACUGCAUAAUAUAAGGUGAAAAGUGUUUCAAAUCUCCCAUGUGUGCAUGAGGGAUAGCAUCAGAGUUGUUUUUCCUUCAUCCCAAACUGCAUGGAGAGAAUUGUAUGCAUCUUUUUUUAAUGUGUGCAGUGUUUUACAUCUGGCCUUUGACUGCAGAGGGACGUUCCAUUACAAACAACCAAAGACUAUUUCAGCUAAACAGUCCUUUACACAAACUUGUCACUGCUCUGAGCAGGGUGACCUUCACUAAAACAGAGUCGGCCACAAUCCACAUGUCCACUUUACAGAACUCUGGACACACUCUGUAGCUACUGACCCAGUACAGCAUAUGCACAACAGGCUGAUGUUCUGCUACAGUGGGAGGAAAGACCAUAGAAACAGUGAAAAGCGAAUCUAAACCUACAGUUAAAUAGUUAACCUUUUCAUAUAUUAUUUUCCACUAUAUAUUUUUUCAUUGCAGAAUGCUUGUACCAUAUUCCCAUUGUUUUUUUCAUAAAGAGCAGUGUAGUAAGUAGAUGAGGCUUUAUGCAUUGCUAAAACAGCAUUAUUGUGAGUGUGUGUGUGUGUGUGUGUGUGUGUGUGUGUGUGUGUGUGUGUGUGUGUGUGUGUGUGUGUGUGUGUGUGUGUGUGCGUGCGUGUGUUCGAACUGAUUUCAAACUCAGUCACUGAAUCCUUGUCAGCUGGGAGUGAGUGAAUGAAAGUUAGUACAUCAAGUGUGAGUGAACUAUAAUUACAUCACAUAUUAGUGCCAAAUACCAUUCAAAUUAAUGCUAUAGAUGUCCCAUAUUAAAGAAAAAACAUAGGCAAAAUUAUCUGUAUGUAGUUCAGCUGUGGACAAUCAGUUAGAUGAAGCAGCAGACCCAUGGUAUACAUCUCUGUAUUUGGCAUUAAAAUUAACAGCAAUAGCAGAACCAAAUACUAUGGCACCUUCUGGAUAAAAAAUAUGUAGAAAUAAGGAAAAAGUUAUAGAAGCCAUUUGUUUGUUUAUAGUGUGUUACAGAAAAUACAGUAUUUAUUGUCUAAUUUGGUUGUUUGAAAAUUUAAAUUUUUGCCCUCAGGUUUGGCCAUUUCAAAAGGCCGUGUGAAGUAUUGUGGAUGAAAUUUUGAAUUCUAUUCUUGAAAACUUAUUUGUAUAUGUUGGACUUUAAAGACCAUGACAGACAUUGUGUCAGUAUGCUUUAGCAGUUCUUUUUUGACUUAUUUUGAAUUAACAAUGUGCAGUUAAUUCCAUUUAUAUAUGUUGAUAGACUGAAUGGGGAUACUUAUUUAUUUCUGAAUUAUUUAUUUGGUCUACCGCUAUGAAUCAGUUUAUGAUCAUGUUUUAUGUACAUGCCAUUGUUGAGAUUGUCGCUGGUCUGCAUGACAUGGCAAACCAUUGACUGACCGCCAGUGUCGACUGUGCAUGUAAUAAAAUCUUC